AUUUUGCAAGGAGCGCUGAGCCGGGCUGCUCCACUGUACUUUGUUGGCUGAGAAGUUGAACAAGGGGUGGGGGUGGGAGGGUGGGGGGCUGGGGGGGGUCGCGUCCGAAAGCCCUCACACCGGUCCGGGUGCCACCUCUCCCUGCUUGGGCGCCGCCGUGCGAGUGCUUCCCUUCCCCCUGCGAGCGCCCGGAUAAUGUCUGAGAAUGUCCAUUUCUGGGACGCUUAGCAGCUAUUAUGUCGACUCGAUCAUAAGUCACGAGAGUGAGGACGCGCCUCCAGCCAAGUUUCCUUCUGGCCAGUACGCUAGCCCGCGGCAGCCGGGCCACGCGGAGCACCUGGAGUUCCCCUCGUGCAGCUUCCAGCCCAAAGCGCCGGUGUUCGGCGCCUCCUGGGCGCCGCUGAGCCCUCACACAUCCGGAAGCCUGCCGUCCGUCUACCACCCCUACAUCCAGCCCCAGGGCGUCCCGCCGGCGGAGAGCAGGUACCUCCGCACCUGGCUGGAGCCUGCGCCGCGCGGCGAAGCUGCCCCGGGGCAGGGCCAGGCGGCGGUGAAGGCGGAGCCGCUGCUGGGCGCGCCUGGGGAGCUGCUCAAACAGGGCACGCCCGAGUACAGUUUGGAAACUUCGGCGGGCAGGGAGGCCGUCCUGUCUAAUCAAAGACCCGGCUACGGGGACAAUAAAAUUUGCGAAGGAAGCGAGGACAAAGAGAGGCCGGAUCAAACCAACCCCUCUGCCAACUGGCUGCACGCUCGCUCUUCCAGGAAAAAGCGCUGUCCCUACACCAAAUACCAGACGCUGGAGCUAGAGAAGGAGUUUCUGUUCAAUAUGUACCUCACCAGGGACCGUAGGCAUGAAGUGGCCAGACUCCUCAAUCUGAGUGAGAGACAAGUCAAAAUCUGGUUUCAGAACCGGCGGAUGAAAAUGAAGAAAAUGAAUAAAGAACAGGGCAAAGAGUAAAGAUUACCCUCAGCCCUAUCCCAGCUCUUCCCCAUCUCACUCUUAUUUAUGUGAUGGCUGCAAAGCCAGUGCUGUCUGGGAUGUAUUCAAGUGAAUGGGGAAGGGAAUCUUUACCUUCCAAGUCCUUUAUCUGCACCUAGAGCCUCUCUCUUUUCCUUUGCCCUUACCUGUCUCUCUCUUCUCCCUGGGCAUCAGGAGAAAGUUUUGAUGUAGAAGUUAGAAGUAGUUUGUUCCUAAGAAGGUGAUGGGCUACAUGGAGAGACCCAUCAAGCUCCAAGUAGCCCUUGUAAUUUUUCUGGGAACCCCAGCCCCUUCCAGCUUGUCUGUUUCCUGCCCACACCUGCCCAAAAGUUGCCCAGGGACACUCCAACUACACACAGCCCAGCAGACACCCACAAACAUACAGCCUGGAGUCCACAGUAAUAACAGGGAAAGCUCACAACCACAAUUCAGUCAAGUAGUGACACCCCAAAUGCAGACUGACAAACAUCAAAUCUGUCAGACCUUGGACCAUCAGGCAACCCCCAGCUCUACCCUUGAUGCAAACACACGCUGAGAAGAUGUCUAGAAACAGAGACAGACUCCUGAAUGAGGUGCUGCAGCUCCCAAGGUCUCAGCACUGUAAUACCAUCCCAAGGAGUCACCAACUCUACCUAGGCCAUGGGCCUCAGGUAGAUAGGGCAAACUCCUUACUCCCAAGCUGGCUGGCCUUGAAAGGGCAAGAAAAGGUAGCAAGUGGUUUUAUGAAGGUACCUUAGGUGGAUCUUCCCUCAAACCUACUCCCCACAUUUUACUGCAGGAAAUGUUUAAUUCUGCAUGAUGCUUUCCUCUCCUUCCAAUAAAAGGAAGUCAAACUGUGUGGGUCAUGGAGCCUUGACAGUGUCGUCCUCCUGUUCAUUUGUGCCCCACUUGACAGACUGUAGCUUCUCUUGCUCUUUCAAUCGGCCCUGCAUUCUUCUGCAUCCUUCCUAGCUCUGAAAUCAACUCUUUUUGGCCAAAUCCACCUUGCACCAGUGAGUCAACCUGCCUCUUGUAGAAAAUCCCGACCACCCUCCUUAUUUCCCCGCUAGAUUGGCCCCUCUGUAGACAGGAAGGCUGGGUCAGGAAAGCCCUAUAGAGAAUUUAUUGUGAAUCGAUUGCCAGGCACCCUUCGGCCUAAGUUGUCCGGGACAGGGAGGAGCUAUAGCUCUAGCGCUUAGAGCAAGGUGCAUUGCUCCCCAUCCUGCCGGCUUCCCAGGAGGAGGAGCCCUGGGCUAGGCAGCCACAGCCCCAGCGCCAGUGGAGACUGGCCCCAGCGCAGGCUGUGCCACCGCUACAUCGGCUUAGAUGGCGAUCUGCGCGACUGGUGCGUGCGCACGCCUCGGGGUAGCAGUCCCGCGUGCAAAGGAAAGAAGCGAAAAUCGCACCUAAGCAUCAGGCAGAAGCUUAUUCUCUGCUUCCCUUCCUUUCCCCUGCUCCCAUAGCUCUCAAUACCCUCCAGUUCCUUCUUGCUCCUGCUUCUCCUGAUCCUGCAAGGGAACAUUCCAGUAGACGUUUUUUGCUUUGUCAGUGGCUGUUGUGAAAUUGUGCUUGUGUUUUGUGAUUUCUUUGGGGGUGAUUGUCUCGCCUGUUUUCAGUUGUCACUUAUAUAGGAGGGUUGUGGGUGGGAGUGGGAAGGGUGAGGGGCCUAGAGCUCUAAUUGUUUGUUUUGGAAGAAAAAUGAAAAAGAACAAAAAUAUAUCACUCUGGAAAAUAAA
Otolemur garnettii (small-eared galago) is the source of this 2694-nucleotide messenger RNA. RefSeq names its product homeobox B9 (gene HOXB9). Gene Ontology annotation, biological process: DNA-templated transcription; regulation of transcription by RNA polymerase II; proximal/distal pattern formation. Gene Ontology annotation, molecular function: DNA-binding transcription factor activity, RNA polymerase II-specific; RNA polymerase II cis-regulatory region sequence-specific DNA binding. NCBI's taxonomy places the organism in Eukaryota, Metazoa, Chordata, Mammalia, Primates, Galagidae. Gene Ontology annotation, cellular component: nucleus. The coding region runs from base 206 to 958 and encodes 250 amino acids. The record is from RefSeq and is a predicted model, not a curated record. The transcript has 2 exons.